This is a messenger RNA of Emys orbicularis (European pond turtle), 879 nucleotides long. It is a transcript of the gene CCND1, whose product is annotated as cyclin D1. Gene Ontology annotation, cellular component: cytoplasm; nucleus; cyclin-dependent protein kinase holoenzyme complex. Bases 1 to 879 code for a protein of 292 amino acids. Gene Ontology annotation, molecular function: cyclin-dependent protein serine/threonine kinase regulator activity. The record is from RefSeq and is a predicted model, not a curated record. Gene Ontology annotation, biological process: regulation of cyclin-dependent protein serine/threonine kinase activity; mitotic cell cycle phase transition. Lineage: Eukaryota; Metazoa; Chordata; Testudines; Emydidae. The transcript has 5 exons.
AUGGAACAUCAGCUGCUGUGUUGUGAAGUGGAAACCAUCAGAAGAGCCUAUCUAGAUGCCAACCUACUAAAUGACAGGGUUCUGCAGACAAUGCUGAAGGCAGAAGAGACCUGCUCGCCCUCUGUGUCCUACUUCAAGUGCGUGCAGAAGGAAAUCUUGCCAUAUAUGAGGAAAAUAGUUGCCACUUGGAUGCUGGAGGUUUGCGAGGAGCAGAAAUGUGAAGAGGAAGUUUUCCCCUUGGCUAUGAAUUAUUUGGACAGAUUUUUGUCGUUUGAACCCCUCAAGAAAAACCGAUUGCAACUUCUGGGAGCUACCUGCAUGUUUGUGGCUUCAAAAAUGAAGGAAACUAUUCCUCUAACCGCAGAAAAACUGUGCAUUUACACCGAUAACUCCAUUAGACCCGACGAAUUACUGCAAAUGGAGCUGUUUCUGGUGAAUAAGCUGAAAUGGAAUCUGGCCGCAAUGACCCCUCAUGAUUUCAUUGAACAUUUCCUUACUAAAAUGCCUGUGGCUGAGGACACCAAGCAAAUCAUCCGUAAACAUGCCCAGACUUUUGUGGCUCUGUGCGCUACAGAUGUUAAGUUUAUUUCAAACCCACCUUCCAUGAUCGCAGCUGGGAGUGUGGUAGCAGCUGUGCAAGGCCUUCACCUGGGAAACACUAACACUUUCCUCUCCUAUCAAUGUCUCACACAUUUCCUAUCACAAGUUAUCAAAUGUGACCCGGAUUGUUUACGAGCUUGCCAAGAACAGAUUGAAUCCCUCCUCGAAUCCAGUCUACGCCAAGCACAGCAACACAAUAUAUCUUCAGAAACAAAGACUGUUGAGGAUGAAGCAGACCUUUCCUGCACACCCACUGAUGUGCGAGACGUGAACAUUUAA